This is a messenger RNA of Toxotes jaculatrix (banded archerfish), 3237 nucleotides long. RefSeq names its product DnaJ heat shock protein family (Hsp40) member B5 (gene dnajb5). Gene Ontology annotation, cellular component: cytosol. Gene Ontology annotation, biological process: negative regulation of transcription by RNA polymerase II. Lineage: Eukaryota; Metazoa; Chordata; Actinopteri; Toxotidae. The transcript has 4 exons. Gene Ontology annotation, molecular function: protein-folding chaperone binding. Bases 221 to 1327 code for a protein of 368 amino acids. The record is from RefSeq and is a predicted model, not a curated record.
CGGCAGGCAGAUAACGAGGACUGAGGAAAAGAAAGACACAGAGAGAGACACAGAGAGAGACACAGAAAGAGAAAGAGAGGGUAAGAAAGAAGGAGAGGGAAGCCGGACCAUGCUGAUUUGAUAUUCUACAUUAAUUGCCUAGCAUUCGGUGAACGAACACGGCCGGAGCUGAAUAAGGGAGGGGGGUCCCAUUCCCAAGAGUGUAUGCGUGUGCACAGCUAUGGGGAAGGACUACUACAAGAUCCUGGGCAUCCCCAAGGGCUCCAAUGAGGAGGAGAUCAAGAAGGCCUACCGGCGCAUGGCGCUACGCUUCCACCCAGACAAGAACAAGGAUGCCAACGCAGAGGAGAAGUUCAAGGAGAUCGCAGAGGCCUACGAGGUGCUCAGCGACCCCAAGAAAAGGGUCGUCUAUGAUCAGCUAGGAGAGGAAGGUUUGAAGACAGGAGGCAGCAGCUCUUCAGGUGCCCCUGGCAGCUCAACGUACCACUACACCUUCCACGGAGACCCCCAUGCCACCUUCGCCUCCUUCUUCGGCGGCUCCAACCCCUUUGACAUGUUUUUUGGCUCCAACCGCGGCCACAGCCGCUCCAACGGUUUCUCCUUCCACAAUGAUCACAGCAACGACGGCGAGCAGGAUGUGGAUAUGGAUGAGGAUGACCCCUUCGCUCAUUUUGGGAGACAGUUUGGUUUUCCCGGAGGGAUGAACAACGGCUUCCCGGGGGAGGGUCGCAGGAGGAGGGGGGUGCCGUCAGAGCGCCUGGGCACCGGCCGAAAGCAGCAAGACCCUCCGGUGGUCCACGAGCUGAAGGUCUCGCUGGAAGAGAUCUUCCACGGCUGCACCAAGCGCAUGAAGAUCACCCGUCGCAGGCUGAACCCAGAUGGGCGGAGUAUGAGGACAGAGGACAAGAUCCUCAACAUCGUCAUCAAGAAGGGCUGGAAGGAGGGGACCAAGAUCACCUUCCCAAAGGAGGGGGACGAGACCCCUGAGAACAUUCCUGCCGACAUAGCCUUUGUACUUAAAGACAAAGGUCACGCCCACUUCAAGAGAGAUGGUUCCAAUAUUAUUUAUAACUGCAAGAUCAGUCUAAAAGAGGCGUUGUGUGGCUGCACGGUUAGCAUUCCCACGCUGGAAAACCGCAUCAUCUCUCUGCCCUGUCACGACAUCAUCAAGCCGGGGACAGUGAAGCGACUCAGAGGGGAAGGCCUGCCUUUCCCUAAGAACCCAUCACAGCGCGGUGACCUCAUCGUGGAGUUUUCCGUCCGUUUUCCCGACAGGAUCCCCCCUCAGUCCAGAGAGAUUAUCAGACAGCACCUCCCCCAGUCAUAGGAAGACUCACCACCAACCCCUCCACCACCACACACUCCGGACUAAACCCAGAAAAACAACACUUAACACUCCUUUAUCCAUUCUUCCCUUAUAUUCUGACCCUUAUUGUAGUUAACCUUCCCAUGUCCUGUGUUAAUGCACAUAGCAUUAAACAGAUGCUGUGGUUUGUAGGAACUUCACAGUGGGAGGAUGGAGGAAGAAUGCCAACACAAAUGGCAAAAUCAGGAUGUAAUUACUUGUGUUUGUUUUGUCUUUUGGCCCAAACACACAUACACACACAAGCACCCGAGCAGUGGAGCGGUGCUGAGGAUGGGCUCAGCACAAUCAUGGCUUUUACCUGAACUUCUUUUCUUAACUCUGUUUUUUACGGAUUUAUCAGUGGUUUUAUAUGCUGUCCAACUCUCUGAUCCUCGUCUUUUUGUGAUAGGAUGAAGUGUGAGUAUUUUUUAAAAGAAACAUUUUUUCCAGGAUUUUCUUUUCCAAAGGAGGUUUCACAUAGGAUUAUUUAUUUUUACCUUGAGUGUACCAGCAGCUUCAGUGUGCUCAGUGCAAACCCCAGUUUAAACACAACUCUCCCACUGCCACCUGCUUUUCUCAUGCUUUCAGUCUAAUAAAGCAUUGUGCUUGAAGUCUGUAGGCCGUUUACUGUUUAGUAAGAUUUGUCUCCCCCAUAAUAAGUUGUACUCUGUGCCACAGUGCACUUAAAGUCCCGCAUUACUCCAAAUAAUACUAGCAUAACUCAGCUGCAUUGGAAAAUCUGAGAAUGACAAUCACAUACUGUAAUAGCAGUGUAAGCUUGGAUAAUACAAUCUGCACAUAAUAUGGGUGCUUUCCCUUCUGAGCUCUGUGGCUGCUCUGAACCGAAUAGCCUGGCUCGAUAUCCGAGGAACAUUUAGGUGCCUUAGCCCGGUGUCAUACCACAUGUGAACAUAUACAUACAUACACACACACACACACACACACACACACACACAGAUCACACCCUAAUAUAUACAACCAGCCAUGUUAAGCGUAAAACAGACAACGCCCUAUGCUGUGUUAGACGUGACCACUGGGAGCUGGUGAUCUUGGAAAAACAUCAGAUAAGCAAUGUAAAAUCAAUCACUAUAUGGUACUGUAUGUAAGCAAGGAUGUGUUUUUAGGAAGAGAGUUCAUACAAGACUGAUGAAUUUUGCCAACACGUCCUGGUAAAGUGCCGUACAAGUAGAGAUUGGAUUUCCCAGAGGAAUGUUAGCAUGAAGCUAAUCUGCAGAAAAUAGUGGAUAUUCCUCUGGGAAAACCAGCCUUGUUGUGUAUAUUCUGCUUUUCUCCAGUGCCAUCUAAAGGCCAUGUCUUGGUGCUACUGUGAGCAGUGCCAAAAAUAGACCACCUCAGCGUCUACUUUUUGGUUUCCUCAGUUUGUGAUUUGAUAACUGCUUCUGUCCCUCUAUAACAUCUGUACAUGAAACUACAUGUCUGUUUUUUCAAGUAGAAAACCCUGUUUAGAAAGCAGGUUUUGUAAUAUUGCAGAAGCUGUUCUCUGUCUCAGCUGCAGGGGGUUCUCAAAGCUCUCUUCAGCUCUUCCUACUAUAGUUUACAUCAAAGAUCAGAUGUAUGUAUGAGUAUGGUUUAUACCGACAGCCCUAGUAGGUCAUAUAUAUCACAUGUAUGGGAAAAUGUUUGAAUGCAACAUGUUGAAAAAUGCACUUUUUAUGUCAUAAAAGAUACUGAAUACUAUGAGAUGAUCGGAGAGACUUGAAUGACUUGUCUGAGUGUGUGAGCGUCCUGCCUCUCAGAGUCUCAAGAGGACGCUGGACUGUGGCUACAGCCAGAAUGCACAUGUGCUGCUGCUGCUGAAAGACUCACUGUCACUGCUUAUGUGCAUUUGACAAUAUUUAUGAUCUUUUCAAAACAGAAACAAAUAAACCAAA